This is a messenger RNA of Syngnathus acus (greater pipefish), 1436 nucleotides long. RefSeq names its product RAD1 homolog (S. pombe) (gene rad1). Gene Ontology annotation, cellular component: checkpoint clamp complex; nucleus. The record is from RefSeq and is a predicted model, not a curated record. Gene Ontology annotation, molecular function: 3'-5' exonuclease activity. NCBI's taxonomy places the organism in Eukaryota, Metazoa, Chordata, Actinopteri, Syngnathiformes, Syngnathidae. The transcript is spliced from 7 exons. Bases 106 to 942 code for a protein of 278 amino acids. Gene Ontology annotation, biological process: DNA repair; DNA damage checkpoint signaling.
UCAAAGAAGAGGAUAGAAGUAGUGGUAUGAUCGCUGGCGCGUUUCUUCAAAACUUUACCAAGAGGAUGUCUGAAUUAUAAACUACUUUUUCUUUCCAGUGCUACAAUGACGCAGCCGCAGGGCGACGAUGAGCAAUACGUGUUGAUGGCCAGCUUGGACAACGCUCGCAAUCUGUCCAACAUCGUUAAAGCCAUCGCUUUCAAAGACCACGCCCUCUUCACCGCUACACGCAACGGCCUCAAAGUCACCGUAGAAGACUCCAAAUGUCUUCAAGCUAAUGCCUUCAUACAGGCUGAAAUCUUCCAGGAAUUUACCAUCAAGGAAGAUGUGGUGGGAUUGCAGAUCAACCUCACAGUUCUCCUGGAUUGUCUCAGUAUUUUUGGAGGCAGCACAGUACCCGGUGGCGUGACAACCGCCCUGCGACUAUGCUACAGAGGCUACGGUUACCCCCUGACCCUGUUCCUGGAGGAGGGAGGAGUGGUGACUGUUUGCAAGAUCAACACGCAAGAACCCGAGGAGCCACUUGACUUUGAGUUCUGCAGCAGCAAUGUCACAAAUAAGGUGAUCCUACUGUCGGAGAGUUUAAAGGAGGCUUUUUCGGAAUUGGACAUGACCAGUGAGGUGCUACAGAUUACCAUGUCUCCAAGCCAGCCUUACUUUCGGCUGUCAACAUUUGGCAACAGUGGAAGCGCUCAUUACGAUUACCCCAAAGAUUCUGACAUGAUGGAGCUGUUCAAUUGCACCAGUGCACAAAUCAACAGAUACAAAAUGUCCCUACUGAAACCAUCCACCAAGGCGCUGGCGUUGUCUAGCAAAGUGUCUGUGAGGACCGACAGCAGGGGAGUCUUGUCGCUGCAGUACCUGGUCCGCAACGACGACGGACAGAUCUGCUUUGUGGAUUACUACUGCUGUCCCGACGAGGAAGUGGGUGAUGACUAUUGAUGGUUCCCCUAGAAAUGUGGCAGGGCAGCUUCAAAAAAGGUUCAAAAUAGUUGAACUUGCUGCUCAUUUCAGCACUUUUAUAUUUUCUGCUUUUUUGUGGAUAUGUUUACAUAUACUUGGGGGUGUUAUCGGCAGCAAUUUUUUUAUGGCCGUUUUCAUUCGAUUGUGACGAAAAGAACAUUAUUCACUCAUCACAUUAAGUGCAGGGUGACCAGUUUCGUUACAAUGAGUUGGCCACUAAAGGGCACGAGCUACUACGUGUUAUCUGGUAUUGUCAAGAAUAUAGUACAGUAUUGUGGUUUUCACACAAUACAAUAAUUUUACAUCACGUAUUACUCUUAUGUUUCCAUGGAUUUAACAGUUGGAUAUGAUGGAUAUGUACAUUUUUAUUUGCAUCAACUCAUCGUGCUGUCUACUAAUGUUUUGUACAUUUGUAAUGUAAAGCUCCUUGUUAUGGCAAAAGCGCUGUAUAAAUAAAGAUGUAUUGUACUUUA